AGAGUCCCGUCCAGGUCCAUUGCCUGCUCUUUCCAGCUUCCGGUCCGAUGCACCUUUACUAGAUACGUGGUCGCCCCGAAGUCUAUCUGUGCGCCUUGCUCUCGGUAUAUCUUGUCUUCGCUGCCCCGGAUUCGUGUGUUGGAACCGUCAAUUGCGCAAACGACACUGGCCAUUGCGUGUGUUGGGGUGAUAAAAACAACACAACAAAUAGCCCAACAGCCACCGUUUCACUCUCCCUCUGCUGUUGCCUGGGCCUCGCUCCCACGACAGCUAUCCCCACCUCUCGAGGCUUGUCGACGACGACGCUGCUUAGCGUAACGGCUCGGGAUUGUGCCUUACCGAACCGCACAAAACUUCCCUCGCGGCUCCUUCACCACGCCGGAUCACCACUACGCCCUGCGACCUCUUCGCUGAAGCAUCCACACACUGAGCCAUCAUGUCUGGCGCAGGUCCUUCUCUGCACCCCGGCGACUGGCCGUCGAGGGCUGUCUUUCAGUUCCCUCCCGACGCUGCGCCCUCGCCCAUCCCACCUCCGUGGACCGGCGAGGCGACGUUUGCAAACCCAUUCCCCAUUCCCGAGGACAUCUACCAGGGCGCCUUGUCCUACAAAGUCCCGCUGACCAUUGCCUCUGUCUACUUUGUCACCGUCACCUACCUCAACUGGUACAACCGCCAACAUGGAAACAAGCCGUGGAGGAUCGCCAAAACCCGACCCUUCUUCGCGUUUGUCAUCUUCCACAACGUCUUCCUGGCCGUCUACUCGGCCAUUACCUGUGUCGCCAUGAUCCGCUGCCUCAAGCGCUCCUUCCCCCACUACAGCGAGCCCAACGCCGUUGUUGGCACCAUUGACGCCCUCUGCAAGAUCCACGGCCCCCGUGGACUUGGCGACGCCGUCACCUUCAAUAACACCAACGACUCUUGGAGCAGUCUCAACCCAAACAUUGCCCUGGCAGCUAGCGGUCUUCCCGACAGCUCCGAUCUUGGUAGGAUCUGGAAUGAGGGGCUUGCUUUCUGGGGCUGGUGGUUCUACCUCUCCAAGUUCUACGAGGUUCUCGACACGGCCAUUAUCCUCGCAAAGGGCAAGCGAAGCACCACCCUCCAAAAGUACCACCACGCCGGUGCCAUGCUGUCCAUGUGGGCUGGUAUGCGCUUCAUGUCCCCACCCAUCUGGAUGUUUGCUCUGGUCAACUCUGGAAUCCACGCUAUGAUGUACACCUACUAUACCGUAUCAGCCCUCGGCUACCGCGUCCCCAAUAUCGUCAAGCGAACCCUCACCACAAUGCAAAUCACGCAAUUCCUCGUCGGUUCCGCCUUCGCCGCUGUUCACCUCUUCAUUUCCUACACUGUCCCCGUCUCGGUCGCAUACAAGGUUGCUGAGAAGGUUGCCCAGAAGACUGCUCCCGAGGCGGUCGCGUCUACAGUCUCUUCUGCAGUCGCCUCUGCCACUGAGUCUGUUGCCGAGGCCUUACCUACCGUAACUGGCGUUGCCGUUGCUUUCCUCAGGAAACUCAUCUACCGCGCAGCUGGUGACGAGGGUCUUGCGGAGAACAUUCCCGUCCCUGGUCACCCCGUUCCAGUCCGCCAGCAACAGCCACUACAAGAGGUAGCCUCUGCGGUGCCUACUCCUCUGCACAACGCAGUACACAACUUGCUUCAUCCUCACGAGACUGUCGAGAAGACCUUCUACCGCACCGAGUACCAGACUGUUCCUUGUGUCGAUACUUCCGGACAGGCUUUCGCCAUCUACGUCAAUCUGAUCUACCUCGCCCCUCUCACCUUCCUCUUUAUGCGAUUCUUCUUCAAGUCCUACCUCCGCCGCUCAUCUCCCAAUGCUAAGCGCUCGAAGCCCCGCACCAUCUCCGACGCAGCUGGCGAUGCUAGCCGCAAAGUAGAGCGUGAACUCGACUCGCUAGACAAAUCAGCUGAAGAUGCCAUCUCUUCGGGUGUGAACAUUGCUAGGGAUGCUGUUCGUGGAAGGCGGCCGGUCAAUGGCAAGGUCAAGGACGAGAGGCAAGGUAGCAUGAGCCCGGCCAACCAAAAGUUCCUGGACAAUGUCAGCCGCAGAGUCAGCCAGAAGCUACAUGAGCUUGACGAGGGUGCCGAGGCUUCUGCCCAAAAGGCAAAGCAAAUUGCCAGGGAGGUUGUUGCCAAGGCCGAGCAGGCUGGCCACAAGGUCGACCAAGCAUACGAAGACAACGAAGAGGAUGUGGCUGAGAAGGCAACGAUGAACGGCAACCAUCAAAACGGUCUAACGGAUGCUGAAGUCGCAAGGCCCGAGUCGGAGCCCGAGCCAAAGGACAUUAACAACACAUUGAAGAAGGGUGAUAGGCUGUUCUAGAUGACAGUUGCAGCACUGUCACAAGCAAAUGCAUCCAACCGAAAGGGGACGAAGUAGUCUCGAGUUUAGCGGAUCCCAAAGUUUGGUUGACGCCGCACUACUGCUACCAACAUUCGGCUCGGAGUUUUUUUCACCAUGUAGUACCGACUUUUGAGCGCUGUAUUAGACCUGGUUGAGAGAGACCCAGACUUUUCUUCUUCAGGCUUAAACCUCCCUGGCAUAUUUGCAAAGGGCGUACGGAGAAGAAGGAGCAAAAAGCGUUUUGGAGAAUCAUGGCGUACACAAUUUUUUAACAUCUUUACAAUUAGGGCUGGGUGCUAUGAACUGGACAGGAAGGGGCGAAUUGUGGAGGGUUGUACUUUUUUUUUGUAUUUAAAAAAUCAAGGUCCGUGAAAGAUGGAAUGGAAAUGGGCCCAAGCCUUUGUCUUUUAUUUUUCAAAAUAAUCUAAAUGCAAGAUUAAUUUCUUACAA
Bipolaris sorokiniana ND90Pr is the source of this 2809-nucleotide messenger RNA. RefSeq lists its product as uncharacterized. The transcript is spliced from 2 exons. Gene Ontology annotation, molecular function: fatty acid elongase activity. Gene Ontology annotation, biological process: very long-chain fatty acid biosynthetic process; fatty acid elongation, polyunsaturated fatty acid; fatty acid elongation, monounsaturated fatty acid. Gene Ontology annotation, cellular component: endoplasmic reticulum membrane. The coding region runs from base 437 to 2338 and encodes 633 amino acids. Lineage: Eukaryota; Fungi; Ascomycota; Dothideomycetes; Pleosporales; Pleosporaceae. The record is from RefSeq and is a predicted model, not a curated record.